Molecule: messenger RNA, 1404 nt
Organism: Mitosporidium daphniae
Lineage: Eukaryota; Fungi; Microsporidia
Exons: 5
Coding region: 1-1404 (467 amino acids)
Biological process (GO): rRNA processing; positive regulation of transcription by RNA polymerase I
Cellular component (GO): nucleolus
Molecular function (GO): protein binding
Source: RefSeq, a predicted model, not a curated record
AUGCUUUACUGGAACACCUUCAAGGUUACACACCGUGUUGAAACAGGCUCCCCGGCAAUGGAAGUCCUUUUCACGCCGCUGACUGAAACUCUUACAUGGGCUACUGGAAGCACCAUAUCCAUUUGUAGCGGCUCCUCUACAGAAGUCCAAAAAAGGCUUACCAGAUGCAAAGAGGACAUUACGUGCAUCGCAUACAGAUCAGAUGGGCGACUACUACUUUCUGGCUGUGUCUCUGGAUUAAUGCAGCUGCAUGAUGUGAAGAGCCGAUCAAUAAUGCGGACACUUUCAGGACAUACACGAGCUGUCACGGCGAUUUCUUUUCUAGGAAACAGCGGGCGUGCGAUUUCUGCCUCAGAAGAUAUGACAGUGGGAUUGUGGGACAUCCUUGGUGAAAAGAUGCUUUCCCGUUUUGAAGGUCAUACGGAUUAUGUAAAAUCUUUGGCUUUUUCGCUAGACUCGAAUCCAGAUGUUUUCUAUUCAGGGUUAGGGUCAUACGAUAAGAGCAUCCGUUGCUGGGACCUGCGGACCGGAGAGACUUUGGCCGCCUUCCAACACGAGGAGCCUGUAGAGUCCAUGGUCAUCGGCUCUGGCUCAAUUUUGUAUUCAGCAGCUGGUUCGAAAAUCUACGGAUGGGAUCUAGUUUCGUCAACGGCCUCAAAAAGCCCGCUCUUUUCUUACACGCCGCACCAGAAGACUAUUACAGCGCUGGUUUAUGACCGAAAAACGAUGUCAAUCCUCACGGGCUCUAUAGAUCACCAUGUGAAGGUGAUUGGUAUUGAUCCUGCGACCGGUGAAUUGAGAACUGAGCGCACUUUUGUUUAUGGAAGCCCCAUCCUGUGUGUUGUACUCAAUGAUGGCGGCAACCGGCUUGCUGUUGGAAUGGCCAGCGGACAAAUCUCAAUUAGGGAGCGAAAGGAAUCUCCCCCUAUCGCUAAAACUGCAACCAAAUCGACGUCGCGAAUUGUGGUGGAAAAGGCCUCUCUUCCAAAAUAUCGGGAAAUCGAUUCCCUGUUGCGCUCAUUUGAUCACAGACGUGCGCUAGAUGUCGCUAUUGCCUCGCCGUCUGCCUCUGUUUUGGCGCUCUUGUUUGAAGAAUUUGCAAGGCGAGGCGUGCUUUUGGCAGUAUUUUCCGGAAGGUCUCUGGAAUAUUUGAAACGCCUCUCACUAGUGCUACUGCAAUAUUCGACAGAUCCUCAUCAUGCGCCCAUCAUGAUACGAUCUCUACAAGUACUUGUUGACUUUUUGGAGUCCUUUUCGAUUAAAAACCCCGUUGAGCGUCAGAGCAUUCUUGAUUUGCUUUCAAAGUUCCGUGUUAGGAUACAAAAUGAGCUUGCUCUUCAAGAAGAGGUUUCCGCCGUCUCUGGUGUCCUGGAACUCCUGCUGGCCAACACCACGUCGGGCUAG